AUGUCGCAAAUCAACAUGAAGGCCAAGCAGAAGAAGUGGAUCAAGGACAUCCUUGGCGACGACGGGAUAAUGACGAAGAUCAAGGACACGAAGUCGUUCCUCUACGAGCCGACUACCAGCUCUGAAUCCGGGCUGGCAUGUAAUCAUGUGCUCCUUGGCAAGUUCAUCGACCUCCCGGCCGAGAACACCAGUCGAACACGGGGCAUUGUGAGAGUUCGGAGAACGGAUGCAGUCGAAUACGUGCUUGACCGGAUCUGCAAGCAAGCAUGUGUAAUGAUAGCCGACGGAGUCGUUCGCAAGGAGGCGAAGUCGAUCAGCCGUCUGCUGACAUACCACAAGCGGCUGGCGGAGCGAAGCUCGGAGCAGAGACACCCGGCAGUCCAGCGGCUGACGGCCGCCCGACAAGCUCAAGCAGUUCAGUUUCAAUGGUUUGCAUUGCAUUGGAAGCAGGUGUUCCAAAUCACAUGCACCCGAGGUGCUGCUACAGCAGUGCUCUUCCUUCAAGAGACUGCCGGGUUGUGUGGAUGCCGCUGCACAAGCCGACACGACUGA
Molecule: messenger RNA, 552 nt
Organism: Symbiodinium sp. CCMP2592
Lineage: Eukaryota; Dinophyceae; Suessiales; Symbiodiniaceae
Source: the annotation of a GenBank genome assembly